AAAACAAACCGGCCCGUAAUCAUCUCGGCAAACAAAAGUUAAAAAUACAAGAUUUAUCAUGAGUUUUAGAUGUGGAUGAUGCAUCUAUUAAAUUCUUAAUCAAUCUCCGUACACUACAGUACUCCAUAUUAAACCCUGCUGCACCAACAGUGUAGUCGGUUCAAACACACCAACGCUAUCGAGUGAAGUGACUCAGAGGGUUUAGGGUUUUUGAGUUUUUCAAAUGCGGCUAACCGCCGUUAUCAAAACUAUAAUCAUCAACCGUCACGGUUGACGGGAAAGACUCCUCCGACGGCGGCGAUGAUGAAACAUCAACAACUAACUCAGAUUCAAUAAAUCUACAAUAGACACACAGAGAUUAACCGAUUUGUUAACUAUGGCUACAGAACAAGCAUUGAAGCCUGAAUCGGAAAAUACCUGUUGCGCUGAGUUGAAGAAAAAGUAUUUGAAGCUUCAAGAAUCGAGAAAUGCUUUACGUGAAGCUGUUAAGUUACUUGAAGGGACGGUUAAUAAGUUUGAAGCUCAGAAUGUGAAUCUCAAAAAAGCAUACCAGGAAGAGUUAGCUAGGACAAAAAUUGAAAAAGAGGAAAAGCUCAAAGAAUUCAAUGCUAAGGUUUCUUUAGAGAAUGAAGUUUCUGCCUUAAACUCCGAGAUCACUGCAUUGCAGCAGAAAUGUGGUACAGUUGCUCAGGAAGAAAAUUUGGAUGUGAAAGCUUUGAAAGCCGAUAUAUCUAAUAAGGAAAAGGAAAUUGAUAGAUUGAAGAAACUUGCGGAGAAAGAAAAGAAAAGGGCAGAUUCUGAGAGGAAGGUUGCCGAGAAUGAGAAAAAGAAGGCUGCUGAAGCUUGUAAGUUAUUGGAAGCAGAGAAGAAAGUAUCUCUGAAUAAGGAAAUGGAGCUUUUUUCCAAAAUUGAGGCAGAGAAGGCCGAGGAGUAUAGGCUUCAGCUAGUUCACUUGGAGAAAGAAGUUACUGAAACAAAAAUGAAGUUGGCUUCUGAGUCGUCGAAGUUUAAAGAGGCAAGCAAAAAACUUGAAGCUGAAAAACAGAAGCUCUUAUUGGAAAAAAAGAAUGCUGAGUCAAAGAUGAAAAAAGCUCAAGAACAGUUAGAAGUUGAAAAACAGAAGGCUGCUAGGGAAAAGCGGCGUGCAGAUGAGGAGCAUGUUAAAGUAGAGGAGCAGAAGAGGCUUGCUGCUGAUAAUUGGAAGACCGCCAAGGAAGCAAAACAUCAUGCUGAUCAGAUGUCUCAGGAGUUAUUAAAGAAUAAGAAGAUAAUUGAGGGUUUGAAGCAGAAGAUACACGAACUUUCAUCUCUAAGAAAACCCAAUGAAGUAUCUGGAGUAUCUCCUAAUGUGAAUGCUGAAAGUGAUAAAAUUCAGCUUUUGAAAAGCAGUUUAGAGCUUGAAAAAUUACGUGCAAAGCAUGCAAGGGAAAAGUUAAAACAUGAAAGGAAGAACUUUGAGCAUGAAAGGAUGAAGUUUAAAUACGAAGAAAGUUGUCGUAGCAUUUUACAGCAUGAAUUGCACCGUUUAAAGCUUGAUUUUAUUCAAAAUUACAAUCACCUUACUAUGCUGGAUGCAUCCAUUUCACCUGUUGCUGGAAGUAUACAUGGCCUACCUAAGGCUCAGAAUAUGCCAAGCAUGCAGAAACCUGAUGUCAUGACUCAACUCUGCAGUCUAGGUAUGCCUCAAAUGCACAGCUGUGUUGAAAAUGAACUUUCAAAGCCUUGUGAUUCUUUAGGGAAAAGCAUGCAGAAUCCUCCACUUGUUGCUAUAUCUGAAGGGAAUUAUACUGAACCCAUCACAGGUAUUGGUUCUAAAUUGGAGCCUCUAAUAGGAGGUUCAAACAGAACAUCGAUACAAAGUUAUGCAGUAAAUUCUAGUACAGCAUCUUUUUCUGAUGCACACUUGAUGGGCUCACAGGAAAAGGGUGCUUUGCAAGUUACCACAUCAACAAAAUCAGCCGAGGAGAACUUCAAUACAAGAUCACACAUGUUGAAACCAUCUGACAAAUCAGUUAUUGGUCAUGAUUUAAUAAGGAAUAGGAUUUCUGAUACAAUUGAAUGUGUUACAAAUUUGUCUUCUGAGGGUAAGAAGUUAAACUUGCAGCUAGAAGAUAAGCUCUCUGAUUUAUGUGGUUUAUUGUAUGACAAAAUUAACGAGCCCGUUGAAGGAAUGAGAGAGAUUGUUACUAAUCAUAGGGACAAUCUACAGGCAGAGAGUGACAGGGCCCACAAGAAGAGAAAGAAAUCUCACAGGGACAAAGCAGGUACUUCUGUGGAUGGGAAAAAGAAAACAGUAGACCCAAAAUCUGGAUUCAGACCAACUACCUGUCCUGCAUUAUAUACUCAAACUGCUCAGGCAUGCAGGGAGAAGAUAUUUGAUUCCUCAAACAAUUUUGAUGAAAUAUAUAAUGGAAAUGUUAUGAAGUUGUUAGCCUUCGAAAAUGCUGUUGAUGAGGAGCGCUAUGAAAGAGCAAUGAAUGCACCCUUGUCACCACUAUCUUCUUUUGAGAUUGAAUUAUCUGCUUUGGAUAAUGUGGAGCUUUUUCAGAACGAAGUUCUUCCUGUAGACUUGUUGAAUCCAAAAGAUUUAUCUCCUUCAACUAGAUGUGAUGUCAUUGAUGUUGAGAUGAAUUCCAACAUGCAAAAUUUUGAUGCAUUUACAGUUCCUUGUAAUCCACAUAAGUCAGAGCAGGCUAUUCAAACUGAUGUAAAAUCUCAGGACACUCAUUCUUUGGAAAAUUUAAGGGAUACACCUCUGGUGGAGACUGAAAUCGGAUCUUUACACAAUCAACCUCUGAAUUUCGGCCUCGUAGUAUCAGAUAGGGAGGAUAAUAGUAGCAUAUCUAGGACACUUCUUGCUACAAGAAAUUGCAUAGCACGGUGCAGUUUGGAUACUCAAACAGGAUGGGCAGUUGCUAGCAUUCUGACUGCAGUUGACAUGGAAGAAAUAUCCUUACAAAAUGAAAAGCAUUCUGUGCUGUUGACACUUUUGCUGUUUAACUUUACCAUGACUGCAAUGAAAUUUGGUGGUGGCAGCUUAAUCAUUUGCUUGAACUCUUAUGCUGAACACAUCUGUAGAGUUAUGACUGAUGCAGACGCAAGAAUCUUGCUUUUAGAAAAAUUUUCGCUGUUGGAGCUGCUCCGCCUCAUCGAAGAUUUUCUUAUAGAAGGAAAAGUUGUAUUAAAAAAUAUAGUUCCUACUGAGACCUCAUUUGGUAGUGAUUUGAGAAAUGAUAGUUUUCUGGAUGGCGUAGAUACACUAUGUUCUCAAGAAGCUACGAGUGAGCAGUUAAUAGUGGCGAGUAUUAUACUAGCAUCAUUAUGUGCUGCAACCGAUUAUAUUGGAUUUAUUUCUGAGGCGUCAUAUAAUAUUCUUAGAUUGUGCAGACAUGAUUCUUUUAUAGUGCUAACUAUUCUUCACAUUUUUGCUAAUCUGGGUGGAGGAAAGUAUUUUGACUCAUGCAGUUAUGGUUUAAUGGCGACAGUCUUGAAAUCUCUAGUUAUGUUUCUUGAGGAAAGGAGCUUAUCUGUCGCUACUGCUUCUUGUCUUCCAUCAAUAAAUCAGCUGCAUACCGACUUAUGUACUAACGUUAAAUGCCCUUUCUCAGAAGGUGCCGAGUCCAUUGAUGUUGUUACAUUGUUGCUCUUAGAAAAGAUCAAGAAGCAUUUAUUUCAGCAAGUAGAACAGCUUGAUUCGUCAAAUUUCAGAUCCCCUUCAGACAAUUAUAAUAAUGGACAGUGGUCCAAUCAGGAUGUUGUUCCAUGUACCGAUAGCAUAAAUUGUGAUGUGUCGUGCUGUUUGAAAAAAAAUGUGGCUUGUCCUAGUCAACCAGAUGUUCUUAUUGAUGUUACCUUAUGUCAAAUUAGUGACAUUCUCUCAUUGUUGGAGCUUGUUGCAAACAAAAUGAGUUGGCAAUGGACGAACACCAAUCUUGUUCCUCAGCUGCUUCACGUACUGGAUUCUUGUGCCAUGGAGAAUGCUGUGGUUGCUAUCAUUGUUCUUCUUGGUCAGCUUGGAAGGCUUGGUGUUGAUGUUGGUGGAUAUGAAGACCAAGGAGUUGAGAACUUGAGAUCUAAAUUGUUGUCGCAUCUAUGCAAUUCUACCACGAAAGCAGGCACUUCUCUUCAAAUUGCCACUGCCACUGCUGUGUUUGGCCUUCUUCCUUUCAAUUUAGAAGCACUUUCUCAGACUGAAUUGAGCCUUCCAGCAUGUUCUAGUAAAUCUAUUUCUGAUGAUGCUGAAAAUUUAAGGAAAUGGAUUUCUGGGCUAGGGGAACAUCAACAGAAUCUGCUUAAUGCCAUUUUAAGACGUACCGAUUAAGUAACCUUCAUAUGAAUUGAUGAAGAUUUUUGUUGCCAUUCUUUCAUUGAGGUUAAUCAUUGAAAAGCUGUACAUAUUAUGGAAGAUUAGGAGGUUGAGAGUUUUCAGAUAUGGGGCUGCUGUUGCUCUCAAAUUUUGUGCAAUUACAUUUUGGGAUGAUUUCUUGUUUCCAUAUUUUUUGGCUGACAAGUUAGUUUGAUCUAUGUACAUUUAUCACUUUAAAUAUCAAGUUAGGUUAAUCAUU
This is a messenger RNA of Trifolium pratense (red clover), 4565 nucleotides long. RefSeq lists its product as uncharacterized. The transcript is spliced from 8 exons. NCBI's taxonomy places the organism in Eukaryota, Viridiplantae, Streptophyta, Magnoliopsida, Fabales, Fabaceae. The coding region runs from base 377 to 4321 and encodes 1314 amino acids. The record is from RefSeq and is a predicted model, not a curated record.